UCCGCAACUGGGCCUUUGCAGUCCCAAAGUGUCAACUUCAAACUGGAUAACUCAAUUGUUAAUCGAUAUCUUAGCGCAGCUGAUGACGAGUUCGUUUGGGCGGUAGAUCAGGACAUUCGAGAAUUCGUCCAGAAAGGCAACCAAAAAAGUGUACUAAUCUUUCCACCGGUCAACAACUACCGACGGUUCCUGAUUCACAAGGUAAGCGAAAGUCUUACCGGGGACCAUCAGCUGGUAACAUUCUCGAUCGGCGUCGGUGGCGAAAGGCGCACCGUGGUCUGUUACCGUCAUCAGCUGCUGCGAGACGUCAAGGCGACAUCGAGCAAGAGUUUCGAGGAAUCGACCGACGGAACACCGUUAAGUUGGCGAAGUACAACCGUUGGCCCAACGAGUGUUACGACUCUUACGACUUCCAACACCGUCAGUGGCAGCGACGCAUUAGUAGUUAGCAACUCCCCGCACUGCAGUUCAGUCCAGAACAGUUGCUGUUCAAGUGUUGCCAGUAACAAUAGCAAUUUUAAUUGUACAUCGACCACAAAAAGUGUCGCUUCUGGUGGUGGAAACGUUGGCAAGAAACGCACGAAGCGUGAUUCGGCCGCCAAUGCCGGUGACGGUACUACGAUGGGGGUGGACGCAGCUGCCUUCACUCAUGGUCACAAUCAUCAAACGAACAGCUUGUUUUCGGUCAACAGCGAGUAUGGAACACUGAAAAUUCCAUCGCUAGCGUCAUCGCCGCCAUCAGCCACCGCCGGUAGCAAACUUUCCUCCGUUGGCAUCUAUCGGCCACCGGCCGUCCGGAAAGCGUUAAAACUCUCGGACAACGUAGUGCAACUUGCUCCGCCGGCUGCCUGUGAACACCCGAGCAACGACUACGGCCUUGCCGUUCCCCAGCAUACCCAUAAGCAGUAUGUGACAGUUGCCCUGUCCGCAACAGCUGCUACUACUACUAAAUCUGUGUCACCAGCGGUAGCGACGACCGGUACAUCCAGUGGAACAAGCUUACCCGGUGUCGGGUCCUGUACCGGAACUACCGAUAGCUCCAAACAUAGUUGCUACCCCGGCAAGGUUGAGGAAAAUUACGAUUGCGUAAAAGGUGACAUUAGUGCAUCGCUGAAUUUGGCAUUAGCUGGCGACAAACCGGUAGCAGAUGACUCUGAUUUAGCGCAAUCCUUAGCAGAUAGAAACAAUAAUAAUAGUAAUAACGAACCGGCCCAGCAACUAGAGCAGUCGACAAACGCCGUAGACACUAGUCAAGGAAAUUCAUGCGCCAGUGAUACUAGACCGGCCCGUUUGCACCGGGAACGACGCCCAGAUCGCGCCGUCUACAUUCCACGGGCCCGCCGUAGUCAGACUACUCCACCGGUAACGGCGCAGUUACCCCAACAGCAGCACCAACUGGUUCAACAACAGCAAUCUAGUACUACUUCUUCCUCAACAAACGCUUUCUGUCUGAGAGCAGACGCCCCUACCCCGUCAGUCUCGGCAGCAGUCACUUCUGGUAUCUCGUACUCUCUAAGCUUUCCGCCAAAGGCGGCCAGGAAAGAGCGUAGCUCUCAUGGUUCCACUGAUAAGGACCAUAAAUCCAAAACGAAAGAUAAACCGCCCCCAGCCGAUUGUAAUUCUGUGAUAGGGAACCAUUCUUCGAAUGAUUGCCGGACUGAUAUUCGCAGCGAAUAUUCGAAUACGGCUUUAAGCUUUGGAAAGAAUCGUAGUCAUAGCGUAGAGGAAGGAGUAGCCAAGACUGGAAUCGACCAGGAAAUAGUUAAACUGAAAAAGCAAAAGUCCGAAGAAGCUCCACGCGAGAACGCCUUUGCUCAAGGCUGUGAUCUCGUACCAAAAUCCAAUAGCAAGAAGGAAUCUUCUAAAAGAGAACGUUCCGCAAGUAGCAUUUCGGGCGAAGUGGUGAACGGAAGUACAAAUCCGAAAGCAGUAGAUAGUAUGAAUAAAUCAAAUAAGCAUCGCAGUGCCAAGCAGCAGUCGACUGCUGCGCCGUUGAUCAUUAAUGGCACAGAAGUUGCGGAUAAGCUUGAUAGAGAUGAGAAAGAACUCCGAAGAGCUUCCCAAGAGAUUAACCGUAGCAAUAGAAGAAUCAUCAAGCAAACAUUUGCCUCCGAUGUGUUGGAAAUUUCCGAACAAGUAGCGACCGAGAAAAUAGAUCAGGCAAAUGGUCAAACCAAAUCGGAAGCUACGCGACAGGUUAAUCCCGAGGAAGACGACUGGGAAUCGAUCUACGAUGAUAAUGGAGACUGCCUUAAUCCAAAGCUCAUGGAGGAGUUGACGUCGGCUGUGGGGAAGGUUUCUAUCGAGGUUCCUAAAUCGGAUUAUAAGUUAUACCAAUCGAAACACGCUGCCCUCAAUGAGGAAGAAUUCCCCCAUGUCUUGGAGGUGUCCAAUUUUCCGGUGGAAUUCAAAACGCAGGAUCUCAUGAUGCUCUUUUCGCAGUAUAAGGAAUCUGGGUUUGACAUCAAAUGGGUUGAUGACACUCAUGCCUUAGCGGUGUUCAGUAGUUCCAAAAUUGCCGCCGAAGUACUCGCCAAUGGUCAUACGUUUGUUAAACUGAAACCGCUUGCUGAAGCAACCGUCGAAUCUCGGUCCAAGGCCAGGAAGUGUUCCAGCUCACUGCAACCAUAUCGACCCCGGCCGGAAACAUGCGCUGCCUUGGCACGUAGGCUUGUGACUACCGCCCUGGGCGUACGACUGAAAACUGCCCCCGAGGAGCGAGAAAAUGAACGACGCGUUCUGCGGGAAGCCAAGGAACGGAAACUUCUCGCUGCCAAACAACGGGAUGAAAUAUGGGAAAGCUAAGGCUUCGACGGUUUAUCUUUCCCCUGGUAUCAGUAACUUGUUUAGCUAGUUUUUUAGCACGGCUGCCAUAAAUAAGUGAGUGUGUAUUAAUAAGGAUCUACUACUGUACAACGGAACAACGCUCCGUGUGGUGAGCUUGAUCUUUUUGGUUUGUCAGCAGAUGGGUUAUGCUACCGCCGAACAACAUAUAUUUCUAACCAAUUUUAAGAGUAACUUUUCAAGUCUAUUAUCAAUCUAAUAAUCAGAAAGAGCAUUGGACUUCAACGGUCACCUGUCCUACGGUUUUGCUAGGACAUUUGUCUGAAAGAGUGAUCUUGAAACACAAUAAACAAUAAGAAAUAUAAAGUUAGAGUGAAAUCAAUUAUACUUAUAUUUAUGAUCUAUUAUAAAUCAAAACGGUAGUUGUACAAACAAAUGAGUAAACUUUAUUUACAUGUUUUAGCGUACAUGGAUCCCAUUAAGGAUAGGAGGUUAUUUUAC
Messenger RNA from Malaya genurostris, 3285 nucleotides. RefSeq lists its product as uncharacterized. The record is from RefSeq and is a predicted model, not a curated record. The annotation marks the transcript as partial. Gene Ontology annotation, molecular function: nucleic acid binding. The transcript has 8 exons. Lineage: Eukaryota; Metazoa; Arthropoda; Insecta; Diptera; Culicidae.